AUGCGGGCCGUUCUCAGCACCACCAUCACCAGAAACCUUGUGUUUGGUAGCUGGAAUAAAAGCUACCUAAACAGCACCAGCCUCGCAAAGUUCUCUACCAAUGCCACAAAGGAUAAUGUCAUUUACCUUACAGGAGCCACUGGUUUCAUUGGGGAGGAGAUUAAGAAGGGCGUAUCAGGCCUCCAGCGUUUCAACAAACAAUUCGGAAGCUCCCACAAGGCAUCCUUCAUGGAGCCUUCCGCACGCAUCCCUGAUGAUGUGAAUCGCGUGAUCUUCAAUGCCUAUGAUUUGAGCUUCCUAAAUCCCUUGCCACAAGUGCUGAAAGAGAACGUAAAACCGAUUAUGAACAUGAUGGAUCAAUGUCAUUCUCUUCCCAACCUUGAUGGUAUUUCGGUUGUUUCUUCGGCCUUUGUUCAGCAGCCACUGCCUUUCAAGAGAGACCCUAAGAACCAUAUUGAGUUCAUAUUGAAAGACGCCGGAUACACAGCUACGGACAUUUACAACCAGCUUGUACCAAAAUCAGGCCAAAGCAAUUCAUCCGAGGAUGCUGCGGAUGCUUCCCAAGAAGCUGACUAUGACCACAUGCUCCCAGAGCACUACAAGUUCAACAAGUAUGCCACGUCCAAACAUAUCCUGGAGCACUUGGUUCAUGAAAACUACCCCGACUUUCCUAUCUGCAUUGUGCGUCCCUCUGUGGUGAUACCUUCUCGAGAUGGGACACAUGGGCACGGAAUCAGAGCUGGCUAUUCGUUCUUCUUGGCCAUGGCAUCUCAGCCAAUUUUCCGUUUUCCCGAGAAUAAGUUCCACUUUGACAAUGUCUUUGUUGAGGAUGUAGCCAAGGAUAUCUUGGAUGGCGCGUUGGAGCAUGCCGCCCCUGCAGCUGAGAAUCCAAAGACUGGUACUCACUACCAUCCCAUCCUUUGCAGUAGCGCGGGAUCCUCUCUGGAUGAGAAGACUACCAUGAUUGAUCUGUUUCGUCGGAUGGCCCCACAAGUGCAUCGAUAUGAUAUUCGCAAUCGACAUGUGCGGUCCACGUUGCGGACGCUGGAGUACUAUGCCCUGCGGCUAUUUGCUGACAAGCGCUCGGCAGGAACAUUGCACAAGAUGUACCAGAGUUAUGAUCCCAUCUUUGAGCAGAACUGGGAUUUUGAGCCAAGGUUGACCGACUCUCGGAAUGAAGAGGUGCUCGAUCAGGCAAUGGCCAACUUUUACAGCCACGAGCGGAAGAUGAGAGCAGAAGAGAAAGAAAGCCAAGAGGAACAAUGCAAUGUGGCGGUAGGAACUCCUGCUGCCAUUAAUAUGGAUUCCAAGUAG
Seminavis robusta is the source of this 1314-nucleotide messenger RNA. The record is from the annotation of a GenBank genome assembly. Lineage: Eukaryota; Bacillariophyta; Bacillariophyceae; Naviculales; Naviculaceae.